GAAUAAGAACACUCUCUACUCUUAUCUUGUGUCUUUUCUCUAUGUCCUCGCUAUUAUUUAUGUUCCUCUUCGCUGUUAUUUUAUCACAUGUUAUCAGCAGGAAGCUCAGUUCAAUGCUUCACCCAACGAUUUUUUAGUGUGCAAUGCCUCAUGGUCAUUCUUCUCUUGUUGCUAAUGUUCGAGGUAUAUCAAUUCACCUAAAUAUUUAUCACUUUUCGUUUAAAGAGAAAAAGAAAUAUACAAUGAAAUGUUGAUAAUAUAGUUUGACGAAAAAUUUUGAGAAGGUAAAUUCUGCCUAGGUAGGUAAAUUCUACAACCCUUACCUUGAUCCCUAAGAUAGCUUCUGUAGAAAGAAUGGACUUUCAUCCGAUUUCUUGCUAUAAUGUCCUUUAUGAACUCAUUGGAAACUCACAAUGUGCCUUCAUAAAAGGAAAGUUGAUUUGUGAUAACAUCUUAAUGGCAUCCAAGUUGGUUAAGGACUAUAAUAAGACAUCUAUAACACCUAGAGGUGUAGUUAAAAUUGAUUUGAUGAAAGGUUUCGGCUCGGUGAAUCAGAAAUUUCUAUUCGGAGUCAUGAGGGCAAAGGGUAUACCUCAUUGGUUUGUUACUAGGGUCCAAGUCUGUGUAUCUUCACCUAUGUUCAUUGUCUCAUUCAACGGUUGGUUGUGUCACUAUUUCUCUAGUGUUAAGGGUCUUAGCCAUGGUGACCCUCUUUCUCCCUACUUAUUUACGAUGGCUAUGGAGGUAUUCUCAUGUUUAUUGGUUAAAGCUACAAUGGAAAAGGAAGGAUACCUUUUCACCCUUGUUGCAAGUACUUAACCAUUUGCCAUUUUGUUUUUGCAGAUGAUGUUUUUAUCUUCUGUAAUGGCACCUUAGAAGCUGUGGAAGGUAUUAAGGGGCUUUUACAUGAUUUUCACUGUCUUUCUAGUCUGAAAUGCAAUCCAAGAAGAGUAAGCUUUUCUUUGGUGGUUAUUAUAGGAUGAUCAGAAGAAUAUUGCUACAUUGAUAGGGUUCCCUCUAGGUGUCUUUCCAGUUAGAUAGCUCGGGGUGCCCUAUCCGUGAUGGCAAACUCACAAAGGGUGAUUGUAAAGGGCUUGUGGACAAGAUAACUGCCAGAACAAGAGGCCAAAAUUCUAAACUUUUGAGCUAUGCAGGUCAUAUACAGUUGGUUUAAUCUGUGAUCUCUAACGUUCUGCGUGGAUGAGUGUCUUCUUACUUUUGCAAAGUGUGCUUCAUGAAAUUGAGGUCAUCUAUAAUAACUUCUUAUGGGGUGUGGGAGAAAAUGGUUCUCGGUCUAGAGAUCUGGUAGCUCGGGGUUUGUGGUUUUGUUAAAAUCAUAAUGGGGUUCUAGAGUUAAGAACUUUAGGGUGUGGAAUCGUGCUUGUGUUAGUAGGCAAAUCUGGCAUAUUCUAGCAUGAAGUGGAUCUCUUUGUGAUAUUCACAUAUGCAUGACAAUAGUUUACCUAAAACAUGUCAAUUAACAUAUUCUAAAAUCCACCCAUGCUAAUGAAAUGAAAUACAAAUUGUGCAAUCGUCAAAAUACUAUCACAAGAGUAAUAGUACUACAAGAAUCACAUGAACAUGUCAUUCAAAUCCUCGUGAUUUUUUUUAAACAUCUCACCAAUUUAUGAGCGAUUUUAUCAUUUUGGGAGUGAUAUAUAGAAUGGGAUGGGUCUAACAGGUUGACCCGCUAAUCCACCCAACCCAAAAAAUCACGGGUUAUUGGGUUCGGAUCAUUCGGAGUGCGCGUUAUAAAAAUUUCUACUUUUUGGGUGGUUUCGGGUCGAAUCAACGGGUCGGAUUGUAAUUUGUCAGGUCUACUCCGAAAACCACCAAGGGGCCUUGCUUGGAACGAACCUGGGAUGAGUUUUGACUAUACAAAUGUAUUUUAUAAAAAAUAAAAAUAAAAAAACUUUUACAUCGAUCUUCUCUAUUAGUAUAGUUAGCAUACUUAACAGUUCCGUUAAACUUGAACGGAGUUUUUUUUGCAUAAAAUGAUUACAUUUGUCCUUAUUAAAAAAGUGAUUACAUGUACAAAUUAUGACUAUCAUAAUAAAGCAAUCGCUACCAACUGACACCGAGGGCGAAUUCUCAUGACCAAACUAUACACAAGCUGUAGGGCUAUUCAGCCUUUUGAGUCAUUGCGUCGGCAAGUCACUUACCGAACAUGACAUCUUCACACAAAACCGAAAGCACUUAAACAACACCGAAGCCUGCAUGUCCCUGCGGCACAAUUGAAAAAGGAAAUCUAGCAAGAGCUCGAACCACUUUCCAUACUUAAUUGCGUUGAAGUGAUCCUUGAGAAGAACUUAACUUCCUUCCUUCCAAGAGGCCACGCCUAACCCACCUAAUCUAGAAGAACAAAAGAAACAAGUUAGUACCUAGUGGUUCAACUCCAGAAGACCCAAUUCCUCCAUCUGUUUCCUUCCCACCAAAAUAUAAACCAAAUUACGCAGCUAGCCCAGCUCUAUCCAUCGUGGUUAAUUCGUGCAUGGCACAUAUCAACAUGGAGAGACUACUCAAGCUUGGGAUGUGUCUAACAGUACUACUAACGACGACGAUGGUUCCAGCGAUGACCAGGGCGCAGAUGAUCAGCACGCCCUGCACAGCUUCAAUGGUCACCAGCUUCACGCCUUGCAUCAAUUUCGUCACGGGGAGCAGUAGCAACGGGACCUCCCCCGCCGCCAGCUGCUGCGUGGCGCUCAAGGAGCUGGUGGCCGCAAGCAUGGACUGCGCUUGUCUUUUGCUGACGGCCAAUGUCCCCAUUCAGCUGCCCUUCGCCGGCCCUCUCUCCAUUCCCCUCCCCAGGCCCUGCAAAAUGGCCGUCCCCUUGCGCUGCAAAGCUGCUGGGUCUCCACUGCCGGCACCUGGGCCGGCCAUUUUGGGCCCAUCCUCUCCUCCACCUAGUCCUUCUAGCCCACAAGCUUCGGCGGCAGCAGAUGCGCCAGCUUCACAUUCCACGGGGACCCUGCCACUUUCGCCCCCGGCAAUCUCGCCGGAAGCAGGCGACCCCACCGACGGGACUCUACCUUUUGUUAACACCUCGGCGUCUGUUUCAUCACACGACGUGCCACCGGCAGCUUUCCUGCUAAUAACUAUGGCGAUCAUACUAGUAACUUAUAAUUGUUUCUAACGAAACAAUCAUAUACCAAGACGAUGUUCUGUACUAGACCUUUGAUUUGCGAACUUUGAAUAAAUUGCUCUAAACUCUCGAAUAACUACUCGUGUUCUUUAUGGUGAGAAGAGCAAUUAUAAAUUGACUAUAAAUUAACUACUAAACUAUAGAAAGAAAUUCGCAAGCAAUAUAGCUGAGUUUCUCUUUCGUCAACGAUAAUAUCAACUAGUACUAUAAAUACAUAUGAGUAGGCACUAGCCUAAAAUAAUUCAAGUUAUCAACUAAGUUAGUAGCAAACUAAAACUAGUUUUACGAGCAGAUACAUUAAUGGGAAUAAAUUUUAUUUUCCGAC
Linum trigynum is the source of this 3467-nucleotide messenger RNA. Lineage: Eukaryota; Viridiplantae; Streptophyta; Magnoliopsida; Malpighiales; Linaceae. The record is from the annotation of a GenBank genome assembly.